This is a messenger RNA of Rhagoletis zephyria (snowberry fruit fly), 1756 nucleotides long. RefSeq lists its product as uncharacterized. NCBI's taxonomy places the organism in Eukaryota, Metazoa, Arthropoda, Insecta, Diptera, Tephritidae. The record is from RefSeq and is a predicted model, not a curated record.
AAACAGAUGCACAACUGAGCUGUAGCUGAAUCCGUCUUUAAGUUUUAAAGAAUACUUGACAAAGAGUUCGAAAGUUCACAAUACGGCGAUUGCGAUAAUGAAUUCUACCAGAGAAUUAAAAAAUGGUACGAAAGCGCAAAAGAAAACGAUUAAGGCCAAUAAGAAGCAACAAUUGAAGCAGCAGCAGCAACAAAAACAACUGCAGGAAGGUCAAAAGCAAACCGAGGUGAUAACAACAACAACAACUAUAACAACUGCCCCACCUAAUGUGGUGACCCACGACAACACCAACAGACUGGGCGUUAAAACUACUAAAAUGCCAGUACACAACAACAUCAACAACAAUAACAACAACCAUAUUGUACAAAAUAAUAAUAACAUCAACCAAAAAAUGUUCGAUUCUGCCGGUCGUGCGUUGAGCGCCACACCUUCUGCAAUAUCACUGCCAGCGACUAGCAUCUUGCCUGGCUACGAGAAUGCACCGAAAUUUGAACGGUCAAAUAGUUUUUCGCUGCGCGGCAAACUCUCCAAGCUACUCAAUUCUAUUACGGGCAGCAAGGAGAAUCUGACGAGGGUGGACGACGAGAAUGCCACGCCAUACAAGUUCACACGCAGCCGCUCAAUGAUAUUGCUGCGUCGCACCAAUCGACGCAGCUUAAUAGAACCGCAACUGGAACAGCUGUGCGAGGAGACGGAUCCCACAUCACCGUCGUCGCCGCGCAAGAAUUCCAUGGAAGUAUGUGAUCUUUUGCCGGCAGCCACAUCGUUGUCCGUCGCCCACAUAUCUAAUGUCAAUGGUGCCAUGGCUCCGCCGCUCGUGAGUGGAUCGAUCACAAUAACGAAAACGCCAACGGCAACACCGCAACGACCAAAUUCACACCCGCUGACUUCAACGCCGGUGGAAGCGUGCAAUAGUGGCACGCCUGUGCGGCGCAAGCCAUCGACCGUCUCAUUGGCACCUGGCGAGGGCAAUGGCGUACCCUUUGAUCCGAUCGCGAAUUUUCAGCGGCGGCGCUCCAACACGCUGCUAGCCUCCUUUAAGAGCACCAUUGCCACCAUAACGGGAGAGAAGAAGAGAAAGCUCAAUCCAAAAUGGAGCGCGUCUUUACAAUCCUUGCAAGCUAUCGACAAUAUGGUUAGUUAUGAGAAUAUGUCCUUCAUUGACUACGACAAAUUCAAUGGCUAUGAGAAACAGCUGGAACGACAACUUUCCACGUUGAGCCUACGAACUGAGCAGAAUCCCCCACCUUUGACCCCUAAUACUAGUGGCGCAUCAGCAGCGAUAUCCGCGCCGGUUACGGUAGUCCGUCGUCGCAAACCGAGUUCCGCUCGUCAAAACGCAGAUCGGCGUAGCCAAUCGCGAAGUAGCUUUAAUUUCGAUACUGAUUAUGAACACAACUUGGAUAAACCGCGUAACGUGUAUCGCGAUAGUUUGGACUCGCGUAAACUGGAACGGCUAAAUGAGUUUUCGCGUAAUUCGUUCAUUUGGGACAAGCAAAUUGUGGAUUGGCUGAAUUUAGAGGACGGUUGUCCGAAAAAGCAGCGCAUGGCGAAAAGUAAUCGACAAGUCAACGUGGACACAGUGGAUUCAGCAGCAGUUGUACAGAUAAGUAAGGUUAAACGGGCAGCUCUGAAGGCCACAAAGACCCAUUGCGAUGCCCAUAGCGGGCUACUCCUUGACUAUCCCUACAUGGUUUUGAACCAUUUUUAUUCUCUGGCGAAUCCUAGCAGUCUUUCCAGUGGGGCUUUCCCCAAG